Aureobasidium melanogenum CBS 110374 is the source of this 915-nucleotide messenger RNA. RefSeq names its product NAD(P)-binding protein. NCBI's taxonomy places the organism in Eukaryota, Fungi, Ascomycota, Dothideomycetes, Dothideales, Saccotheciaceae. The coding region runs from base 1 to 915 and encodes 304 amino acids. The transcript has 2 exons. The record is from RefSeq and is a predicted model, not a curated record.
AUGUCAGCCAAUCCGGACCAAGAUCUUCUCCUCGUCACUUGCGCGUCAGGCAAGCAGGGUACAGGUCUGCUUCCUCAUAUCGAAAAAGAAUGGAAGCGGCUUCGUCUCCAUGUUGGCAGUGAAGCCUCGAAACAACGACUGCAGAAAAAGUAUCCAACCACUGAGGUCAUCGUGGCUAAUAUGGCGGAUCCCACAACAGCACCAAAGCUGUUGAACGGAGUUACAUGCUGCUUCAUGAUCUGCCCUCCCUUGCAACACGAAACAAUGGCAAUAUAUUAUAUGAUUGAUGCAGCAAUGGCACAGCGUGCUGCUGGUGGUCCUUUUGCCCAUAUGGUGUACUCAUCCGUUAUUUUUCCAAUUCUACGAAAACUCUUGAACCACGACAACAAGCGUUACGCCGAAGAAUAUCUUAUCGAAUCUGGUCUGCCCUACACGAUUUUGCAGCCCACGCACAUGAUGGAGAACUUUCCCAUGGAGAAAGUUGUGCGCGAAGCGGAGCCAGUCUAUCCUAUCCCCUACAACCCAGAGAUCGUCUUUACAUGGGUGACAGCAAGAGAUGUCGGGGAGGUUGCUGCUCGUGUCUUAGAGGAACGCCAGAAGCAUUAUUAUGCGACCUAUCCUCUUGUCGGUACACAGCCUGCUACAUAUACUGACGCAGUCCGCCAAGUCAGCGAGGCUAUUGGAAAGGAGAUCAAGAUACAGCGCAUCCCUCUUGAACAGGCUGUUGAUGGGCUGGUUCGCCGCAAUAAGAACGAGUCCAUGAGACCAUUUGCUACGCGUCUUCUCGUGUACUACAAUGAGCAUGGACUCAUUGGAAACACAAACGUUCUGGAGAUGUUGCUCGGCAGGAAGCCAACCUCCUAUGCUGAAUGGGCGAGAUUGAAGGCGAACGAGAUCAUCGAUGGAAGUACUUGA